CACUAAACUCGCCGAGCCCUCAUCUCCUCGCGCUAGGGUUUUAGGACCCCCUCUCCCCCCUCCCAAAAGGCAGGCCGCCGCCUCUAGGGUUUUAGCCGCCUCCGUUCCCCACACCGACGCAUCAUCUCCUUCCUUCCGCCGCCGGAAUCCCGCGUGCCGCCGCCAUGUGGGCGCUCCGCAGAGCUGGCAACCCCCUCAGGACCAGUGCCCUCCAAGUUGCAAGUGUCCGUGGUUGCGCAAGUCUUGAUGUACUGCUAAGUGCCGAUACAAAGAAUGCAGAACACUGUGAUAGGGGUUGCCUGAAAUCAUGCUGCUGCCGUCAGCCAAAGCCAUCAGUCUGCCAGUCAUCGUUCUCAUCUGGCUCGUUUAUGUGGAAUAGGACUUUCUCUUCUCAGGCUGGUGCAAAUUCUGGUGACAAGGAGGAGGAUUUGGAGGAUGGAUUUUCUGAUCUGGAGGUUCCUCCGGAAGCUGAUAAAAAGGAUGCGGAGUUGACAUCAGAAGAGAGUUCUGAUGAGGAUGCUGCUGAUGCAGUUGACUUGUUGGAAGUUGACGACGCCGAUUCAAAAUCUGAGAAGGAGCCAAAAAAGAAGAUCUCCCAGUGCCCCCUUCUCAAGGUUAUGUUGGAAGCCCCAUGGAACGAUGUCUCUGGAACACUGAAGAAAUGGGUUAAUGAUGGCAAUACAGUUGAUAGAAGUGAUGUCUUUUUUGCCGUUCUGAACCUUCGGAGGCGGAGGUUCUUCUCCAAAGCCUUGCAGCUCCUGGAAUGGCUUGAAGAAUCCAAACUAAUUGAACUUGUAGAACGUGAUUAUGCUUCACGUCUUGAUUUGAUGGCUAAAGUCCAUGGGAUUUACAAAGCUGAAAAGUUUAUUGAUAAUAUUCCUGCAUCUCUUAGGGGUGAGAUAGUAUACAGGACUCUUCUAGCUAAUUGUGUGGCUGAAGUAAAUGUAAAAAAAGCAGAGGAAGUCUUCAAUAAGAUGAAGGAUCUUGGGUUCCCAGUUACAGUAUUUGCUAUCAAUCAGCUCCUGCUACUGUACAAAAGGGUGGACAAGAAGAAGAUUAGCGAUGUUCUCACAAUGAUGGAGAAGGAGGAUGUGAAGCCAUCCCUCUUCACUUAUAAGCUUCUUGUAGACACUAAAGGCGCAUCAAGAGAUAUUGAAGGCAUGGAAAAAGUUGUUCAGUCAAUGGAAGCAGAAGGUAUCACGCCAGAUCUUCUGCUUCAAGCCACAAUUGCAAAGCACUACAUAUUUGGUGGUCACCGUGAGAAAGCUGAAGCAAUUUUGGAGUCGAUGGAGGGUGAUAUGAAAGAAAACCGUAAUGCUUGCAAGAUGGUAAUGCCUUUAUAUGCAUUUCUUGGAAAAAAGGAUGAUGUGGAGAGGAUUUGGAAGGUGUGCCAGUCUAAUACUCGUCUAGAUGAGUGCUUAUCAGCUAUUGAGGCUUUUGGUAGGCUUGGAGAUGUUGAGAAGGCUGAGGAAGUGUUUGGGAAUAUGUUCAAGACAUGGAAAACACUCUCUUCCAAAUACUACAAUGCCAUGAUGAGGGUGUAUGCCAAUCAAAACCUUAUGGACAAGGGCAAGGAGCUAGCAAAGCGGAUGGAGGAGGAUGGUUGCAGAUUAGGGAUCUCAACAUUGGAUUCGCUUGUGAAGCUCUAUGUAGAUGCUGGAGAAGUUGAAAAAGCUGAAUCCUUACUGCACAAGUUAUCAGUGAAAAACAAAAUGAAGCCUCAGUACAGCUCAUAUCUAAUGUUGCUUGAUAGUUAUUCAAAAAUAGGAGAUGUCCACAAUUCAGAGAAGGUGUUCAGCAAGUUGCGGCAGAUGGGUUAUAAUGGGAGGAUCAGACAGUACCAGCUGCUGCUUCAUGCGUAUUUGCAUGCAAAGGCCCCUGUUUAUGGAUUUAGAGAGAGGAUGAAGGCUGAUAACAUUUUCCCCAACAGUGUCAUCGCAUCUUUACUUGCCGCAACCGAUCCAUUCAACAAGAAGAAGUCGAUAUCUGACAUACUUGAAUAGGAUCUGGGAUGCUUUAGGCCCAUACUUUGUCACCAUGCGAUAUGAUGUUUCUUAUGGUUUUCUGCCAAAGUAUGUGAUGCGAUAAUAAUGUCUUAGUCAUGGAACGAACUACUAGUGUUUGCAUUUUGUAUUCUCAUGCAUUACUGAACUUCGCGUCAGGAAUAGAUAUACUGAAGCUGCUUCCCUAGAAUAUUCAGUUACUCCUUAAGUUUAUCUCUAUUUCUUUGACCUGAUAGCAAUCAGGACUACCUUUGCUCACUUUCUUUGCCUGUACAUAUUCCUUAAUUUCGAUCCAGAUUGAAUUGUGUU
Messenger RNA from Brachypodium distachyon (stiff brome), 2312 nucleotides. Its product is annotated as pentatricopeptide repeat-containing protein At1g80270, mitochondrial. The record is from RefSeq and is a predicted model, not a curated record. Lineage: Eukaryota; Viridiplantae; Streptophyta; Magnoliopsida; Poales; Poaceae. Gene Ontology annotation, molecular function: protein binding. The coding region runs from base 165 to 2003 and encodes 612 amino acids. The transcript has 3 exons. Gene Ontology annotation, cellular component: mitochondrion.